Dovyalis caffra is the source of this 204-nucleotide messenger RNA. NCBI's taxonomy places the organism in Eukaryota, Viridiplantae, Streptophyta, Magnoliopsida, Malpighiales, Salicaceae. The record is from the annotation of a GenBank genome assembly.
AUGCAGUGUGGGGACAUCAAUGGAUGGGUGGUGUUAGAAGCACCUUUAAGUGCACUACCAGCACAUGGCGUAGGCUUGCUGGCAUUGUGUCUUAACCAGAAUCUUGCAAAUGAUGAUCGUGAUGAUGGCGCUAUUGUUACUGUUGUCAUUAGUGGGCCCGGUCAAGAAAUUGCACAGAUUUCACCAUGGCAAGUCCCCCACUAA